CUCUUCACCCACUUUCUCAUUUUUUCUUCUUCCCCCACCUCCUCAUCUUUCUUCUUCAUUACCCAUCUCUUUCCCACAUCUAACUUUCCUUUCUUUCCGCCUCUUUCCCCUUCUGGGUUUCUCAUUUUUCUUCCUUACCAUCUAUGAAGAAGAUGAAAGGGGCUGCCUCCCAACACCCUUCUGUGUUUGACGAUUCCAAGAUCAGAUUCAAACAUCAGACUCUCCUCCAAGAUUAUCACGAAUUGGAGAAGGAAACAGAAACUGCUAAGAGGAAAUUACAGAUGAUGAAGCAAAAGAAGAUGACCCUGAUGGCAGAAGUCCGGUUCUUGAAGAAGAGAUACGAGUACCUAAUGAAGAACCAGUUGCCAAACGACCAUUCAAAUGGAAAUCCAGUACAGCAGAAGCAACUUAACAAACAAGUGGCUAACAAUACUAAGAAGGGGAAGAAUGGUUCGAGAAGAAGACCUGCGUUGCAACCCCUCCCGACGAUCUCUGAUAUAAACCAAAAGGAAAGAAUCAACCGACGAAUUGAUAUUCCUCCACAGAGUUCUACUCCGAUUCCUGUCCUUGACUUGAACCAGAAGGCAAAGACUAGGAAGAAAGCCAAUCAACAGAAUUCAACACCAGUUUUUGACUUGAACCAGAAGGAAAGAAUGUACAGUGGGAGAGAUGCUAGCGAGCGAACCAUCACUCCAUUUUUCGACUUGAACCAAAUUUCGAUGGAGGAAGAGGAAUUGCAGACCCAUUACGAUACACUGAGAGCUGAUGAGCUGAAGAAAAGCCUUCUUCGAGGUGGGAACGAUGAGCAGCAAAAUGAUAUCAAGAUUUCGGCGUGCAGGACUGUUGGGGAUGGUCCAAGUCGAGCUGGUAAAAGAAAGAUUUCAUGGCAAGACCAGGUGGCUUUAAGGGUUUGAGCUCAUUUUUAUCUCUAGUGUCACUUAGAACUACAAUUUGGAAGAAGGGCUUCAGGCAUCCUAGAAGCCACAGUUAAUUGUAAUUCCUUCUUUGAUUCUGUAUUCUUCUAUUGUGAAGGGAAAGUAGUAUUUGUACAUGUUAAUACAUUUAAAAAAGAAUGGUGAUGAGAUAUCGAGAAGAAUCAAAGUUGCAAAUCCUUCAAUCUA
Molecule: messenger RNA, 1121 nt
Organism: Cucurbita moschata (crookneck pumpkin)
Lineage: Eukaryota; Viridiplantae; Streptophyta; Magnoliopsida; Cucurbitales; Cucurbitaceae
Exons: 4
Coding region: 144-914 (256 amino acids)
Source: RefSeq, a predicted model, not a curated record